GGCGCCGGGGAGGUGGCGUCACGGGCGGAGCGGCGCGGGCGGCGGGCGAGCAUGUCGGCUCUGGCCCGGCUGGCGCCUUUCGUGGGCGCCGGAGGCCGCCUGUUCCGGGACAGCCGCGCGCGGGCGGCUGGAGGCGGCGCAGUCCGUCAUGCUGGCGGUGGUGUGCAUAUCGAGCCCCGAUAUAGACAGUUUCCCCAGCCGACUCGAUCCCAGGUGAUUCGGGCUGAGGUCUACUGUGCAACCAUGUGGUUCUGGAUUCUCUGGCGCUUUUGGCAUGACUCAGAUCUUGUGCUGGGUCACUUUCCAUAUCCAGAUCCUUCCCAGUGGACAGAUGAAGAGUUAGGUAUCCCUCCUGAUGAUGAAGACUGAAAUUGUAGACUCAACUUUUUACAAGUGGGAGCAAGGUGAGAAUUUCAAGAAAUUACAGACUUCAUAUUAUAAAUUAAAGUUGUAAAUUCAAGAAUGAGGAACUGA
Molecule: messenger RNA, 474 nt
Organism: Cynocephalus volans (Philippine flying lemur)
Lineage: Eukaryota; Metazoa; Chordata; Mammalia; Dermoptera; Cynocephalidae
Gene: NDUFB2
Product: NADH:ubiquinone oxidoreductase subunit B2
Exons: 4
Coding region: 52-369 (105 amino acids)
Biological process (GO): mitochondrial respiratory chain complex I assembly
Cellular component (GO): mitochondrial inner membrane
Source: RefSeq, a predicted model, not a curated record